Schistosoma spindalis is the source of this 2165-nucleotide messenger RNA. The record is from the annotation of a GenBank genome assembly. NCBI's taxonomy places the organism in Eukaryota, Metazoa, Platyhelminthes, Trematoda, Strigeidida, Schistosomatidae.
AUAUAGAACCAUUAAAAAAACGGUAAGUAAAUGUUAAAAACAAUUAAAGUCGAGUAUACUAUAAACAACAUCAUCAUCAUCUUCUUCUUCAUCUUCAUCCUUAUCACAGGAGUAAUUAUGUUAAAUAAUGAAUCAAUCUAUCAAACACGUUAUAAUACAUUUAUUAAACAAUUAACAAAUUAUAUUAAUUUAACUAAAUGGCCAUUAUUAUGUAAUUGUAUAAAUGAAUUUCUUGGUACAACAAUAUUUAUUAUAUUUGGUUUAGGUGUUAUGAUUCAAACAAAUAUUGAUUCAAUAAAUAAUAAAAAUACUGGACAAUAUUUAUCUAUAUCAACUGGUUGGGGUAUAGCUAAAAUUACUGGUUUAUUAAUAUCAACUAAUGGUGGUGGUAGUAGUAGUAGUAGUAGUAGUAGUAGUAGUAGUAGUAGUAGUGGUAACGGUGGUGGUGGUGGUAACGGUGGUAACGGUGAUGUUGGUGGUAACAAUAACAAUCAUAAUGAUCAAUCAGGUUUAUUAAAUCCAUCUAUUACAUUUGCAUAUUGUUUAAUUGGAAAAUUAUCAUUUCGUUAUCUUAUCCCAUAUAGUAUAGUACAAUUAUUAGGAUCAAUCAUUGGUACAUUUAUUAUUAUUUGUAUUUAUUGGGAAAAUAUACAAUUAUAUGCUAAAUUAUUUUCUAAUGGUAAAUUAGAAAUGAAUUAUACUGGUUCAUUAUUAGUGAAUAUACCAAAUGUAUCCCAUCAAUUAUGUUUAUUAGAUUAUAUUAUAUCAAAUACAAUUUAUUCAUGGAUUAUAUUAAUUAUUAAUCAUAAUCAUAAUUAUAUAUCAUAUGAAUUCAAAUUAAUUUAUAUUGGAUUAUUAUUAACUGGUAUCAUUGGUUCAUUAUCAUUAAAUAUUGGUAUUGGAUUAAAUCCAGCUAGUGAUUUAGGUGCAAGAAUAGCAAUAUCAUUAUGUGGUUGGGGUAUUGAAGCAUUCAAAGCAAAUAAUUAUUAUUUUUGGUUACCAUUAAUUGGACCAUAUAUAGGAGCAAUUAUUGGUUCAUUAUUUUAUGGAUUUAUUAUUAGUUUACAUAUAAUACCAUUAUCUGAUCUUGAUCAAUAUAAAAUACAAAAUAAUGAAUGUAUUAUGAUUAAUUCAACUAGUAACUAUUUACAAAGUAGUUUUAUGGAAGAAAUGAAUGAAGAUUUAUUUAAUAUAACAGAAAUUGAUGAUUGUUUUAUAGAUAGUGAAGAGACAUUAGAUUAAAUAUCAAUUCAUGAAUAUCUUUGUAUUACAUAAUCAUCAUCAUCAUCAUCAUCCAAAUCAUCAUCAUCCAAAUCGUCAUCAUCAUCAUCAUCAUCAUAAUCACCAUGGUGAUCUAGACAUAAUGUGAUGGAAUAAUUUUGUAGGAUUUUCAAAUAAUAACAGUUGCUUAGUUGGAAACUUUUCUCUUUCUUAUAUUAAAGUUAUUUCAGUCUGUAGAGCAUCAUACAUAUACUUAAUGUACUGUUUAACUGAGAAACAUACACACACACACACACACAAAACUGCAUUUUCUUUUAACCUUAACCUAUAUAAUUCUAGUUCGUGUAAUCUUAUGCGUUUUCAUUCUGGAAUAAUGAGAUAUUUUGAGAGAGAAAAAAAAAGUGUAUCGAUGAGACUAUAGUUUCUGAACAAACCAAUCAGAUUUAGGUAAACAGAUCUUAGAUUUUGGCGCGAAAUUCAUUCAUCCACUUGUUUAAAUAUCAUUUUGACAUUCUAUUUAAUGUCAGUUCAUGAUGAAGAUCCUAAAUUUAAUUCCUAACCUUAAUCAUCAGUUGUAAAUCAUUAUUAUAAUUGCUUAUAUUGGUUUAUAACUUUCAUGUAAUUCUAGGUGGAUAUCUCAAAGAUCAUUUUAGAGUUACUUAAACGUCAUCGAUAAAUUUUAGUCUCAUUAAUGUUUCUUAUAUCAGCCUUAACAUUAUGAUAUUUUUUUAUAUCAUAGAUGCAUUUUUAUUGAGAAGUUGAAAGUUAUUGUCCCAUCUUUUCUUUUUGUACUUUGAUCAAAUACAAUUCCAUACACUUUGAAAUGUAAUUACAAAUUGUUGAAUUUGUUUAGUUUAUCAAAUAUCUUUUUAACAACUGUUAACACGACUACUAUUACUACUGCUACUACUACUACCACCACCACUAUUACUGUCACUACUACU